Molecule: messenger RNA, 3741 nt
Organism: Pleurotus ostreatus (oyster mushroom)
Lineage: Eukaryota; Fungi; Basidiomycota; Agaricomycetes; Agaricales; Pleurotaceae
Exons: 7
Coding region: 1-3741 (1246 amino acids)
Biological process (GO): protein phosphorylation
Molecular function (GO): ATP binding; protein kinase activity
Source: RefSeq, a predicted model, not a curated record
AUGCUGCUUUCUACCCCCACAAGCAACCAUGUCUCACUCAGAAACAAUAGUGUGUCUCCUUCAUAUGCGAGAAGACCACAGCGAACCCCAGAACCCAUCCAUUGUCGUGACUCACCAAUGCUCACCCCUUCGCCUUUACGACGACGACCUCUAUUUCCGCAAAAUGACCAGUUCGACGACUUUGAUGGCGGCUUCCUACAUUCUCCUUUCAAAUCUCCUCCCAAUGUGCAACAUUUGUAUUCUUCGUAUUCAGCCAAACCAGAACCUAUAUCAGCAGACGACGCAGAGGGCGCCAUUUUCCUCGAUUCUCCUACCGCCUUGCGACCCACACCUACUCCACAUCCACAACCUCUACGAACCCCGAAACGUCCUGCUCUUUCUGUAAUGCAAUUGAAUUCGCCUCUGAAAGCCUCUGGUGCUGGCACCAAGCGCAAAUCAACGCCACUUGCAUCUACGCCAUUGCGUAGGCACAAUCUCACCCCACUCAGCAUACAACGAAGCCUUGACAGCAAAGGCAUCGCAUUCGACCGCCUGGCGCCUUUGCCACCUCCCCAGUUCUCCGCGAGAACCCCGCAGUCCAAGACUGAAACGGAGCACCAUCUGAAGAAACAGACAGCAACUCUGACUCGACUGCGUAUCACCGAUUUUGAUGGAUCAGGCGAUGAGUUUGAUGGGGAGAAUGUUGACUCAGGCUGCGAUAUGUCCGAUGAUGACGAGGAAGGGAGAGGGAAUGUUUUCCUUUCUGGAUCUCUUUCCGGGAAGUUAAUGAAGCGUGGCACAUUGGUGAGCAAAGGCAAGGACAAAGAUGAAGAAGUGGCCGCUGUCUCCCCCGGUGGCCACAUCACCAAGAGGCGUGCCCGAUCCAGACCUGUCUCGGAAGAGCUUUUGGAAAGCGUAUAUAGAUCGCCAGCUUUCGAGAAGCCAAAGCCAUCCAAGGUCCCCAAAGCUGGCCCUCCUGCGAUCCCUUUCCCAUCCAACCGCAUGCAUCGUCGCAAUGGAUCCGCCUCGUCCUCGUCUGAUAUGGGAUCACCUCUUCCCCGACGGCGAACGAGCGCUGCUACCAGUCGCCCCCCUAUGCUUAGCAAUGGUCUGCAUCCCAUUUCGUUACCACGUCCAGCUCCCCGACCUCUCAACCGCGUCGAGAGUGCGACGCUUUUCUUCGGCCCUCCCAUUCCAGCGCCCGUCAAGUCAGCGCCCGGGCGUACAAGGAUUAACUCCACAAUGGCCGCCUCUCUUUCUAAGCAUCAAUUAGCUCACAAGCGAUCUAAAGUCCACAACCGGCACAGUUACGCGGGCCCUCAGCAAGCGCAUAUAUGGAAUGCUAUUAGAACCGAUACAGAGGCUCCUUCGCCGCAUUCCUCUCCCAUCUACGACGUGGGUAACUCGUCUCGAGACACGGACAUGGAGGAAGAUAUGUUCUUUGGCAGCGAUUCCGGCACUGAGUCGAUGAGCUUGCGACCCGACGGUGCUUCUUUCGUCUUCAACAUCACGCAAGGGACGCCAUCACCACGAAUGAAGCAGCAACCUCAGACCCUUCCCAAGAAGUAUCGGCCAAGAGAUUCGGGUGUCGUCGUUAGCGACGAUGACGAUUACGACAACAAGCACGGCACCCCCGGCGCUUCACUGAAUCUGAUGCCACCCGCCUCGAGCAGUCUCAAUUCCAUUAACUCGGAUACCGACGACGGGCUAGUUACGCCCGGAAUAGGGCCCGGUCAAUUCUCCGGCUGGCCCGACGCCAAUAUCCGCAUAAACGAUUCCUCGACAUCCAUUGACGGUAUAUUGGCAACAGCCGACCCCGACGCGUUCAUUAUUCGUAUCCUAGCAGCAACUAGCAAAGGUGCUAAAAGUCGAGGGGAGGCUGGUGCAGAUGGAGAGGCCAAAAGACCGCCUGGAACACCUGUCAAGAAGGUUAAAACGACAUUCCUCAACGGCGACCGCCCCUGGCAGAGUGCCAUCGCACACAAGGUAGCGAACCUUGACUUUGACUACGGCGGUGGUUUCGGUCUACCAAGCGAGGCGGAGGCUGGCAACAAAAAGGGAAAAGGAAAACCAAGGCAGAGUCUACCGGCACUACCACUCGGAGGGUUGAAGCAAUGGGGAGCUAAAAGCGGAGGAGGAGGAAGCGAUACCGAGGACGAGGAAGAUAGUCCCAGUGGGCGAAAGGUCACGAGCAAGGCUGGUCUGUACGGAGGACUUGGUUUAGGCAGACCAGCAAAGAAACCCGAGGCUGAGAAGCCUGCCUCUGCAGUAUCGAGGACACGCUGGCUCAUGAGGAGGAGUAGCAGCGGUGCGUUUUCGUUCUCAAGCGGCAGUGAUAGCUCCCGUAAUGCGACACCAACUCGUGUCAAUCCUUCAGACGACAUCCCCGCUCUGACACGUGUCCACGCCCAAGAUUCGCCCUCGAAGAAUGUGGCCAAGCUAUCGCCGCUUCGUUCCACAUCGGGUUCCUCCAGUAGCUCUUCCAGCACGUUACACUCGCCCUCUAUUCGACAUCUACCCAUCGGGCCGGCUACGGUCCAACAGCAGCCACGGAACAAACCCAGAUCAUCACUUCCCCUUCCCACUGCCACUUUCAACGAACCUCAUCGCAGAGCGCCACGACUGUCAGCAGGGCCGUAUCCUUCUAGCUCGCGAUUGGCUCCUCGAUCGCGACUCUCUGAUUCCUUCGCCUAUGAACAGCCCGGCCGGUAUGAACGUGACUUUAUGGAAUUAGAUGAAGUCGGGAGCGGGGAAUUUGGAAGAGUGAUUAAAGUUCGCCGGAAGGAUGGAGGGCAAGACGGCAAAGGGUAUGCUAUCAAACAAUCCAAGCGAUUUGAAGGUGUACGGCAUCGGCUACGCUUGCGCGAAGAGGUAGACACUUUGCAACAUCUGUCCAGGGUUGCUACGUUAGCCAGUGGAAGCAAGGAAAAUUGCCAUCCCAAUGUCCUGGGCUACGUGGAUAGUUGGGAGGAGAAUGAAGCUUUGUAUAUCCAGACAGAACUGUGCGAGAUGGGCAACCUUGCGCGGUUCUUGUGGGAAUAUGGUCGAGUUUUCCCCAGGCUAGACGAAGCCAGAGUGUGGAAGAUAUUUGUUGAUCUAAGCAAUGGUCUUCGCUUUGUCCACGAUGCCGGAGUGAUCCACUUGGAUAUCAAGCCUGCGAAUAUAUUUAUCACUUCUGAGGGAAGGUUCAAGAUUGGCGACUUUGGGAUGGCGUCGUUCUGGCCCCGCCCCCGAUCAAAUAUGGAGGGAAGUGGAGGGGAUUGGGGGAGCGCAGCCAAUGCGAGCCUUAGGACAGGCGUUCACGUUAGCCUCGGGGAGGGCCCCUUCGAACGAGAAGGGGAUAAACUCUACUUGGCACCAGAAGUUCUGCAGGGCAGAUAUGGCAAAGCAGCCGAUGUCUUCAGCCUCGGUAUGACGAUGCUUGAGACGGCAUCCAACAUAGUUGUGCCAGACCAGGGAGACGCAUGGCACCAAUUACGACAGGAAGACUUUUCAUUGGUGGAUUUGGACGAUAGCCCCGAGUUGUUGGGGCUCCUGCGGAGCAUGAUGCGAACGAAUCCGGAGUCGAGGGUGAGCGCUCAGGAUGUCUUCGACCAUCCAGUAGUAGCGCGAGCCCGGAGGAUGAUGGAAAAUAUGAUGAACGACUCUCUUCGGAAAGGGCUAGACGCAUUCCGUGCCAGUCCACUCGGGAGCGUCGACGAAGGUUUCUUGGCGGAUAUCUUGGAAAGGCGGGCCAGCGAUGCUAUGGAUGUAUGCUCAUGA